GCAUAAUUUUAUGGCAAGAGCGUCGUAGGUAUAUUAGAAUAAGCGAGAGCGCGCCAAUAUACUUUUGCGGGAUUGUGAGCUCUCGACGACGCGAAUUCGCCGCGCCACAGUUUGAAGAAAGCCACGAGCGCGCGUCGUCUUCAGUUGCGAAAGUGGUUCGUUUCAGUGCGGGUGGUUGUCGUCGUCCGAUUCGCGGUCAGUCAGUCAGUGGCUGAAGCCUGUCUGAGGUCCGGCAGUGAAGAAGGGCGCACGUGUCGCGUGGGUGUUCUGUCUGGCGUAUCAGCGACGAAUUAGUGGAUAAUUCAUUUGUUGUAAUUUACUUGGCGUUUGUCUUGAUACAGUGUGGAAAAUGGAUAAGAGUAACAUCAGACAUCUGCUGGAUUUAUCCAAGGAGGAGAAGAAAGCCUUCCUGGAUUCGUUUGAUGCAGUUAUGUCCGACUGUGAUGGAGUGGUGUGGAAUUUUACCGGACCAAUUCCUGGAGUGGGUAAAGCGUUGCAGCUACUCAAGCAGAAUGGAAAGAAACUGGCAUUUAUUUCAAAUAAUGGCAUGCGAACCAUGGACGAGUACAGGGAAAAGUUCCAAAAGCUCGGGAUAGAAUCUCAGGAACAUGAUAUCGUUCAUCCGGCUUUGACUACGGUCAAGUACUUAAAAUCGGUUGGCAUGCAAGAAGCUGUCUACUGCAUAGGGACGGAGGUGUUCAAAAACUAUCUACGUUCCGAUGGAUUUACGGUCAUCGAUGGGCCAACGGAACUCCUUCCGGACCGUGGUGCUGCCAACGCUGUACGCACCUUCGCCAGCUACUUCACCGAUACAAGCGGGCCCCGGGUGGGAGCCGUCGUCGUCGAUAUCGAUGUCAACGUUUCCCUGGCGCAUCUUAUGAAAGCCAAAUGCUACCUCGAUCGCAAUCCGGACUGUAUGCUGCUGGUUGGCGCCACGGAUUACGUCAUUCCGUUGGGCGAAAAUAUGGACGUCAUAGGGCCCGGUUAUUUCAUCGACAUUCUGGAGAAAGCCACCGGCCGGAAGGCGCUGGUGCUGGGCAAGCCGGGCCAUGCCCUGUCCGAGUUCAUACUGGAACAAUUUCACGUAACCCACCCCGAACGGACGCUGUUCAUCGGAGAUAUGCUGCCUCAGGAUAUGGGAUUUGGAGUGCGGUGCGGAUUUCAGAAAGUGCUAAUGCUAAGCGGUGGUACUUCCAAAGACAUGAUGAUCGCACACAAUAAGCCGGAAGAACUGCCUGACUAUUAUGCGGAUAGCUUUGCUGAUUUUAUACAAUUGUAUAAAGAUGUGAUUGAUUAGGAAGAAUUUUGUUUCUAUUUAUCUUAACAAAAUACAUCAGACUAGUAUAAAAAGA
This is a messenger RNA of Aedes albopictus (Asian tiger mosquito), 1352 nucleotides long. RefSeq names its product chronophin-like. The transcript is spliced from 4 exons. Gene Ontology annotation, molecular function: phosphatase activity. The record is from RefSeq and is a predicted model, not a curated record. Lineage: Eukaryota; Metazoa; Arthropoda; Insecta; Diptera; Culicidae. Bases 350 to 1297 code for a protein of 315 amino acids.